This is a messenger RNA of Phragmites australis (common reed), 2308 nucleotides long. RefSeq names its product DNA polymerase eta. Bases 192 to 2093 code for a protein of 633 amino acids. Gene Ontology annotation, biological process: response to radiation; error-prone translesion synthesis. Gene Ontology annotation, cellular component: site of double-strand break; nucleus; replication fork. NCBI's taxonomy places the organism in Eukaryota, Viridiplantae, Streptophyta, Magnoliopsida, Poales, Poaceae. The transcript has 14 exons. The record is from RefSeq and is a predicted model, not a curated record. Gene Ontology annotation, molecular function: DNA-directed DNA polymerase activity; damaged DNA binding.
ACGGCUGCCCAUGGACCGGCAACCGCCACCAGAUGCUAGGGAUUGCUACCUGCCGACCGGCCGCGGUGCUUAGCUCCGCCCCUGUUGGGAGAUAAGGGUUAAGGAGAAAAGGGGGAAAGAAAAGGACGGGGAGGGCAGACUCCGGCUGCUGUCGCUUUUUACUGGAGGAGAGGAGAGGGGGAGGAGAGGCGAUGCCAGUGGCGAGACCGGAGCCGCAGGAGCCCCGGGUCAUCGCCCAUGUCGACAUGGACUGCUUCUACGUCCAAGUCGAGCAGCGGAGGAACCCGGCGCUCAGGGGUCAGCCCACCGCCGUCGUGCAGUACAACGACUGGAAAGGCGGAGGCUUGAUUGCCGUCAGCUACGAGGCUCGCAAGUUUGGUGUGAAGAGGUCCAUGCGCGGAGAUGAGGCCAAGAAGGUCUGCCCGGGUAUCAAUUUGGUUCAGGUCCCCGUGGCGCGUGGCAAGGCCGAUCUUAAUCUUUAUCGGAGUGCUGGCUCUGAGGUUGUUGCAAUUCUUGCAAGCAAGGGGAAGUGUGAGCGAGCAUCCAUUGAUGAAGUUUAUCUUGACCUUACCAAUGCAGCAAAGGAAAUGUUCUUACAAGCACCCCCAGAUUCCCCACAACUGAUUUUUGUGGAGGCUGCAAAGUCAAAUAUAUUGGGCCUUACUUCUGAUGAUAACGAGAAGGAAAAGAAUGUGAGGACAUGGCUUUGUCGAGCGGAUGCUGAUUAUCAGGAUAAGUUACUGGCAUGUGGAGCUAUAAUUGUUGCGCAGUUACGAGUCAGAGUUCUGGAGGAAACCCAAUUCACAUGCUCUGCUGGGAUUGCUCACAAUAAGAUGUUAGCUAAACUUGUCAGCGGAAUGCACAAGCCUGCUCAACAAACAGUUGUCCCUUCUUCAUCAGUUCAAGACUUUCUAACAUCACUGCCUGUAAAGAAGAUGAAACAGCUUGGUGGUAAGCUUGGAAGUUCCUUGCAGGAUGAUCUUGGGGUCGAGACUAUUGGUGAUCUUCUAAGUUUUUCAGAGGAAAAGUUUCAAGAGCUCUAUGGAGUAAACACAGGAACAUGGUUAUGGAAGAUUGCAAGAGGUAUUAGUGGAGAAGAAGUUGAGGAUCGUCUUCUACCGAAGAGUCACGGCUGUGGAAAGACAUUUCCUGGCCCAAAAGCACUGAACAAUAACACUUCUGUCAAGGGCUGGCUGGAUCAACUUUGUGAAGAAUUAAGUGAACGAAUUCAGUCUGACUUGAACCAGAACAAGAGAAUUGCUCAAACGCUAACUCUUCAUGCCAGAGCAUCUAAGGAAAAUGAACGAGAUUCGAUGAAGAAAUUCCCUUCCAAAUCCUGUCCAUUGCGCUAUGGCACUGGGAAAAUUCAAGAAGAUGCAAUGAAGCUAUUUGAAUCUGGCCUUCAUGAUUUUUUAGAUUCUCAGAACACUGGAUGGAGCAUAACAUCUCUUUCUGUUACUGCAAGCAAAAUAUUUGAUAUACCAAGCGGAACAAGCUCAAUCUUGAGGUACAUUAAAGGUCCAAGUUCUGCUGCAUCUCCGGCUAUACCUGAGUCUUCCUCUCUACCUGAGGAUCCAUCUCCUGAUAACAAUGUACAUGUGACACCAAUUCAUGAAGAACAGUGUGAACCAUCUUUCUUUAAGAAUGAAGACAGUAGUAGUUAUUCAGCUAUUUCAGCCAAACAAUGUCCGUCAAAUGAUGAAAAAAGAAUGUCAAAGAAGUCUGAAGUUAAGGGAACUUCCUCUAUUUUGAAGUUUCUUUCACGGGGUCAAUCUGCCCUCCAUGAGAAAAGAAAAUCUGAUGCCCUAAUUUGCAGUCAUCAAGGUCCUGGGAGUUCUUCAGAACCGAAUAAAGCUGAAGAACAAGAUAAAGCUGCAGAAGCUGUGGAUAGGAACAAUAUUAGCACUGGGGGAGAUCAGUCUGCUGGUAAUACAUGGAUGUUCAAUGUUGAAGACAUUGAUCCAGCAGUAGUGGAGGAACUGCCGCCGGAAAUCCAGAGAGAAAUAAAGGGGUGGAUUCAUCCAUCGAAGCAUCUGACCACAAAACGACGGGGUUCUACUAUUUCCUCUUACUUCCCACCUGCAAGGGGUUAAUGUUACGGAGAUGGUCGUAUGUUGAUUCUUCUGCUCACAAUUGCCUCUCUGUGCUUAUUGUAAAAUGUAGAUAAGUUCAGCUUGCUAGCUUGAAUGUGAACAAUUAGAUAUUUCUCAAGUUUUAACUUGUAGUGACGAUAGGAUUUGUAUUGAGAUCGGCGACUUAUGAUUAAAAAAAGUAAGUCGUCUUACAAGUAGACAAAACCCUUAUGCUA